GGGAGACAGUGUAACGGAACUGGGACGCCAGCGCUGCAUUGUGGGAGCUUUUAAAGCGGCGGGGAGCGUGGCGCAGCCGCUCGGGCUGUCGGUUCCCCGCCCCAUACCCCCCGGCACGGCCCCCACGCCACCCGGCCGGUCGCACACCCCCAGCCAGCCGAGGCCCGUGGACCUGAAAGCCAGAAAUGGUGAGAUGACCGGUGCCUCGCUGACUCUCACGGAGCAAAAUCUUCCAUAGCCCGGGGAUGAGACUUGCAAAACUGCCCUCCACCGUCACCCCGGAAAGUAGGAGGCUUUUUCUGCGGACGCUUUAAAAAAAAAAAAAAAAAAGCCCUUCCAUCCCCUCAGGACUGGGUUUGAAUUGCUUUUCAUCUGGAGUGGCAAUGAUUCAGCGACCCCCUUCUCAGCAGCAGGCAGUGACAGAGACAGGAGACGAAAAACACAGCGAAUGAAUCAGACAGCGACCUUCAGAGACCCGAGCCUGAGUGAGGACAGCUAUCAAAAGGAUAGACUCUUUGAGGAUGAAAUAUAUUGAAGUCUUCCAAUGCUGGUUGUCAGUUUCUAACCCUUCUUCAUCCUCCUGGCUACUCUCACCCACCCCAGAGGACAGAGCCCUGUAGAUGGUUCCAGAGAACUCUGGAAAGCAAGCAGCUUCCUCUUCGUGUCCGAACCUGCCACAGGUCUAACAUGAAAUUUUGAAGUGUGCAAUUCUAUUGCUUAUUCCAAAGGCAUUUAGAGAGAUGAGAGGCAGGCUGCCCACUCAGAAGUACCAUCUCACCCUUCAGGAAGAGCUCCCAAAUUAAGGAUCCCAAAGAUUCCAUACAAGGACCUACAUAGAAAAGAAGGUGGCGCUGCAGAGGUGAUCUGGAUGCAGUAAGAAAUGCAGGAAGAUGCCCACAAAUAAAAAUUGACAACUGAGAAAACAGAAAUCUGGCUAUAUCAUCCAAGGGAUUCCACUGGACCCUGCUGCCUCUCAGAAUUCAGUGAAACUCAGAGUCCAAAGUGGUUGGUCCUACCUGGCAGUAGGACUUCCACAAGGUCAUUCAGAGACUCAGACACCUUCCAGUCUGUGGUUCUGUCAUCCCCUGCGGCCCUGGAGUCUGUUAGAUCCUCUGAUUUGAUCCAGAAAACAAGAAUGUGGAGUGUCACUUGGAAGAUUUGUACUGGCCAGACCUGAAGGUGGCAUCCGUCACUUCUGCUCUUAUCCUAACAGCCAGCACAUCUGGCCACACUCAACUGGCAAGAGAGGCUGGGAAAUACAGUCUACGUGUGCGGCCAGAAGACAAGCUUCUCUCUGAAGACACCAACAAUAGCACUUGCAUGAGAAGAGCUGCGGUCGGAGCCCAGGAGGAGACAACGGAAGGCUGGGACCAGGGGUCUGGGCUAGAGGAAGAAAAAUUGGAAGACACACCAAAAUGUUGACUGCAGUUGUCUUCAUCUGAAAAGAAAAGAGAGUUCUCUUCCAGCCAAGAUGAAAGACACACAAGCCACUCAGGAAAUUUCGGCGGUCCCGCAGAGUGAAGUCCAUGAGCAGGAAAAUAAAAUGGAAAAUCAAGCGCAAAUUGAAGACACAUGUGACAAUCUCCCAAAGACACAGCGAUCUGUAGUACAUUUUUUUCCAACGUCAACGGAUUCAGAUACCACUACACUGCCAUGUUCAUGGUCAUUAUCCAAUGAAAUACCUCUCAGUUACUAUCUGUCCAGCCCUCAAGUUAGUGGAGUAACUUUUUCAACAAUUGGACCAAAGCCUCUUAAACCUGCUCUAGUGAGCCAUUCCCAAUCAGAAGACAGCUUGGGACUCAACAACUUCAAAAUUCCAAAGAAACACACUAUGCCGGUGCUUGCUUCUCAGCUAGCUGUGGUUGGGGAAGGGGAAGAUUAUUUCCUAUCUUUGUUUGGUGAUUCAAAGAAACUUGUCACGCACUCAUUCCCCACCAAGAAAACUUGGAAGCACUUUUCUAUGAUUCUUGAAGAAGUGGGCCAAUCUAGAUCCAGUGCUCUUGGAGACAUUAAAAUAGCUGAAGUGAAUGUCAAAGGUUUAUGCGUGAAGCUCAUUAACUCUUCCCUUGACAAAGAACUGGAAAUCGGAAAUCAUAUUCUCCAACAAAAUGUGGAUGGACAAACAGUCUCUCUGUACCAAUUCCUUCCCAAUAUCAAAAUGCAGGCCAAUUCCACGGUAACAGUCUGGGCAGCAGCAUCUGAAGCAAAGCACCAGCCACCAUCAGAUUUUCUUUGGAAGGAACAAAACAGAUUUAGGACAAGCCCCAAUUGUACAACAAUCCUGUGCAAACCUAAUGGUGAAGCUGUUGCCUGGUACACUCCUAUCCACUGGAAGCAAGCAUGGGAGAAAUUAGAGACUGACAUUGAAUGUGACAGAUGCUCAGUAGUAAGUCCAACAUCUCAAAGGCACAUGUUUCAUUGGCCAGCAGCUACAACUACAACUAAAGAAAAACAAGACCAAUCUAAGCAAGAUAUCUCAAAAUAUCAGGUGGAACGAGUUCAAGCUUCUCUUACAAGAGAAAAAGAAAUCCCACCAACCCUUUUCCCCAAUCACAGCCCCUGGUGCCACAGUCCUCAUGUCUCUGCACAUCCUUACUGUUCACUGAUUGAUCCUCACAACACCUACAUGACUGAACGCAGCUUAGACAGACAGCCCAGGUCUCAGUCAGCCAAGCCUGAUCUAGCCAGAGAUCAAGGAAAAACAGGACGUCUGAGUUACAAAAGCAAUAAGCAGACAAUUCAACUUUUAAAGGACAAUAAUAUCCAAGUCUAGAGAACAACACAAGGAUGCCUGACAUGACGCAGCCUGCCUUCCACCCAGGAGAGGAAACCAGCAGCAAGCGAGAACACGGUUUCUUUUAGAAAAGAUAAUUCCUCAGGACUUUCCUGUAACCAUUUCUUAAAGCAGGAGAGAGAGUUCGUGGACAAGUUAAAACAUUUGCUUUCUAGGCUGUUAUGAAGAAAAACAUUGGUCAAAAGCAAAACCAUCACUGUUUUCAUUUUACGCACAUGAAGUUUCCCAGUCACUAAUUUCAGCCUUUUAUACCCUGCCCAGCUGUUAGGUCGACAACUUCUGCCAUUUCUGCAGAUGCAUCUUCCAAAAGCACGUGUUUCAGGAAUUCUGAAUCUUGUGGUCUGAUUCUCUACACUUGGAAUCUGUCUCCCAAAAGCACGCAUUAAUCCGGCUUCUUAAUGGCUGGAAGUAAUAGAUGAAGUUUCUAUGGAGUAACUAGUUGGGGGUUUUUAAACCUGCCUACAUGCAACUCAAAUGCCAAAAUAAUCUCUUCCACCUCGUGAUACUAGGUACAAAAUCCCACAGAUAGGAAAUGCCAAGAGUGGUUUAAUUAAAUAAUCUGAUAGAGCUACUUUUUUUUUUUUUUUUUUACAAUUCUCACUUCUUAGUCUUUGGAAAUCUUAUUCUAUACCCAUCAAGAGUAUAGAAGCUGAAAAACUAAUGAACUUGCUCAUUUUUAAUGGUGACCCUCUUUAUACGCAGAAGGUAUGAUUGCGUCAGCUUCUGAGAACAAAUCCUGUCUAUACCUGGUAGCCCAGCUUCAUUUAAUUUAAUUUCUGCUUAUUUAUGUAACAUAUGCAGGAAGAUGGGGCAUAUACAGUCUUGGAAGGUGAGGUAGAGCAAGCAAAGUGAGGACCUUCCCCCGAUAUACUCUGUUUAAAAAAAUAAACGUAAAAUAACCCAAAAAA
Messenger RNA from Lagenorhynchus albirostris (white-beaked dolphin), 3702 nucleotides. It is a transcript of the gene LMNTD1, whose product is annotated as lamin tail domain containing 1. The record is from RefSeq and is a predicted model, not a curated record. Lineage: Eukaryota; Metazoa; Chordata; Mammalia; Artiodactyla; Delphinidae. The transcript has 18 exons. Bases 1472 to 2773 code for a protein of 433 amino acids. Gene Ontology annotation, cellular component: cytoplasm; nuclear envelope.